Messenger RNA from Aplosporella prunicola CBS 121167, 2985 nucleotides. RefSeq lists its product as uncharacterized. Bases 196 to 2985 code for a protein of 929 amino acids. The record is from RefSeq and is a predicted model, not a curated record. The transcript is spliced from 2 exons. Gene Ontology annotation, molecular function: protein binding. Lineage: Eukaryota; Fungi; Ascomycota; Dothideomycetes; Botryosphaeriales; Aplosporellaceae.
UUUUUCCAUUUGAUAGGUAGUUCUCUCAAGAAUGCAAUUCACUACUCGAGUAUAAGCCUCAGGCAUCAACGCGGGGCAAGGAUGAGGGGCAAGCCGCGCGGCAAAAGCCCGGCAGAAAUUUUGAUUUAGCAGCAACAUUUCGGGCUCACAAGCCUCUCCCAACUGCGCAGCGCAAAAACAAAAAAAAAGUAAACAAUGGCUGACGCGUUUCUGAAUUACUACCGCGGCAGCCUGCCCGCCGAGCUCGCGGCCGAGCUCAGCGAGCCGUUGAACGAUCUGGAGCAGGGCAACUUCGAGGCCGUCUUCAAGCACGAGCUUGUGCAGGUGCUGCUGGGCCACCAGGACGACCAUCUUACCAGCGACAUCGCCCAAGACAACUACCCUCUGUGGAGUGACUACAUCUUCCGCCGCAUCGGCGCCCUGCUGCAAGACGCAGACAACGCCGCCUUCCGCCACCAUCUUUUUUUCCUCGUCGGUCUCGCUUCUCUCUAUGCUUUCCUGCAGUCCAACGUCACUGGCCCGCCGCUGCCCUUUGUCUCGGCCAAGGCCCUGCUGCCCGAGCAAGUCGUUUCCGACGCGGCCAAGCUCGCCGCAGCAAGGCAGAAGCUGGUCCUCUCGCUCGGCGUCGACGGCGAGGCCGCGUACCAGCUCACGCCCAACGUGGAGCUGUUCUGCCUCGCCGACGCCGUCAUGACCAGCCCGGCCGUCGCCGGCAUCAAGGCCGCCACCUGGGCCAAGCUGCGCGUCGACUUCCUGCACCAGCGCCUGCUCUCGGAGAUUGCCCCGUCCCUGCAGGCUGCCAUCUUUGGCGAGGUCGAGGCCGUCGCCCUCGACGUGCUGGCCGAUGACACGCCCGCUGAGUUCCGCAUCCCCUUCUUGCUCGAGCGCGCUACCAUCUAUACGCACCAUGCCUUUGACAAGAAGGCUAGAGAGGACCUGGACCAGGCUGCCAAGGAACGCGGCUUUGCGUUUGCGCUGACGGGCCUUAUGGGGAAGCGCACCAAGUGGCAGCAGAAGGAGACCAGUCAGCUGCUGGUCCUGGCUCGCAGUGCUGGCACUGAGGCCGAGGGCAAGGAGAAGCAGCCCGCUACCGAGUCUACAGAGGAAGCGGCUGUUCAGCCGAAGAACCUGGAUUUGAACGACGACACCCUGCUCGAGUCUAUUUCCUUCUCGGAAAAGCCCAAGUCGACGACGGACGUCGUCAAUGAGAACGCGCUACCUGAAAGCCUUGCCUCGCUCGACCCGUCAGACCAGCCAAUGCUCAACCCGCUCGACUCCAUCAUCCUCCUUUCUCUGGCGUCGUCCAUCACCAACACUUCGCCUGCGCACGGCCUGACGAGAGAAGAGACGCUCCCGUACGCCACCCGCGUGCUCGAGGGCGGCAGCUCCAACUGGCAGGUCUACACGCAGGCUCUGCUGGUGCGGAGUCGCAUCGAGGGCUACCGCUCGCGCACCAUGGAGCGCGGCCUGCUGCAGCUGCAGGCUCUCGUCGACCAGAUCAUUGCAGACACGAGCGCCGAGGGCUCAGUGCCCACGGGGCCGGGCGGAGAGGGCUCCACCACGACGUUCCUGCCAAAGGCCAAGGAGGGCGAGGCCGCGCCCGUCAACGAGCGCCUGCGCUACGUCUUCCAGCUGGCGACGCCCUCGCGCUGGGAGCUCGAGUCGGAACUCGCGGCGCGGUGGGUCAGCAUCGGCGGGCUCCGGUCCGCGCUCGAGAUCUACGAGCGCCUGCAGAUGUGGGCCGAGGCGGCGCUGUGCUGGGCGGCGACGGAGCGCGAGGACAAGGCGCGCAAGGUGGUGCGGCGGCAGCUGUUCCACGCUACCAACGGCAACGACGACGCGCCCGUCGACGAGGAGACGUGGGCCGGCGCCGCGCGCGACCCCGUCCCCGCUGACGCCCCGCGCCUUUACUGCAUCCUGGGCGACGUGGACAAGGACCCGGCCAUGUGGGAGACGGCGUGGGAGGUUUCCGGGAGCCGGUACGCGCGCGCGCAGCGCUCGCUGGCGCGGUACUGGCACUCGCGCAACGAGCUGACCAAGGCCGCCAGCGCGUACACCAAGGCGCUCAAGGUCAACCAGCUCAACCAGGCCACGUGGUUCGCGCUGGGGUGCGCGCUGAUCGAGCUGGCGCAGUUCGAGCGCGCCGUCGAGGCCUUUUCGCGCGCCGUCCAGCUCGACGACACGGACGCCGAGGCCUGGAGCAACCUGGCGGCGGCGCUGCUGCGCCUGGAACCCGACGUCGCCGCGACGACGACAACGCCCUCGGCCGCCGCCACGCUGCCGGACGAGGAAGAAGACGACGCGCUGAAGGCGCUCAAGCGCGCCGCGAACCUCAAGUUCGACAGCGCGCGCAUCUGGGACAACUUCCUGACGGUGGCGGCGUCGCUGGCGCCACCCGCCUACUCGGACGUCUGCGUCGCGCUGCGCCGCGUCAUCGAGCUGCGGCGCGACGCCGAGGGCGAGACGGCCAUCGACGCGCUGGUCCUGGACCUGCUGGUGCGGCACGUGGUCGCGACGAGCGAGGCGUACGACGCCGCGCAGCCGGGCCUGCCGCGCAUGGUGGUGCGGCUGGUGGACGAGGCCGUGGUCCCGCUCAUCACGGCGAGUCGGCGCCUGUGGCAGACGGUGGCGCGGCUGGCGCUGUGGCGGCGGAAGCCGGCGGCGGCGCUCGAGGCGCACGAGAAGGCGUGGCGGGCGGCGCUGGGGCGGCCGGGGUGGGAGGGCGCCAGCGCGACGGACGCGGCGCGCUGGGCGGAGGUGGUGGAGGCGACGGGGGAGCUGGCGGACGCGUAUGAGAGUUUGGGUCCGAUGGAACGGACGGAGGGCUUGAGUGCUGGGGCGCUGGUGGCCAAGGAUUGGCGCUUUAAGGCUAGGAGCGCGGUCAAGGGCGUUAUGGGUAGGGGAAGGGAGUGUUGGGAGGGGACGGAGGGGUGGGAGGAGCUGAGGGGGAGGUUGGAGGAGUUGAAGGCUGCGAGGGGGGAGUAG